GGCGACGCGCAGGCGCAGCAGGAAACACGCAGCCAGGCAACCGGUUGAGUGCAGCGGAGCCGGAGGGUUUGAGGGCGAUUUGAGGCCUCGGAGCGCCAGACUGCGCUGCCAGACGCGGUUUUAGGCGUGAGGAAGAAAUCCUUCAUCAACCACAAAGGCUCACAGUUCUGGUUGCUAGGAUAUAAACACCCCUGUUUGCUUUGUAUCCAACUGAAAUGACAACAGGGAAUUCUGUGCAAUGUCACAGUGCCCACCUUCUAUUUGCAUUGCCUGAUUGGUCUUUGGAAGGAAAAAGGUGGGCCUUAAUCAGGAUCCUCCCCCUACUCCAUUGGUCAUGCUCAGCUUUCAAAAACUGAACACAACCGUCAGAUGAAGACGAGGAUUAAGUUUUCUAAGGUUUGGUUUGUGUACACAAAGUGGUGAAAGGGAGGCAACAACUUUUAUAUAAUGCAGACAGCAUCUAGCUAUAAAAGACUUAACGUGAGUUCUAUUGUGCGAAAGAGAAGUGGAUUGAAACAUGAACUGUCUGAAGAGCAAAAGCAGGAGAUCAGAGAAGCUUUUGAUUUGUUUGAUACAGAUGAUUCUGGAACCAUUGAUGUGAAAGAACUGAAAGUUGCAAUGCACACUCUUGGCUUUGAAACAAAGAAAGGAGAAAUUAAAAAAAUGGUGGCAGAGAUUGGCAAAAAUGACCAUAACUUCAUAAAUUUUGAAGAAUUUUUGACCAUGAUUAUUAAAAAAAUGAGUGAAAAAGAUAACAAAGAAGAAGUCUUGAGGGCUUUCCAGUUAUUUGACACUGAUGGAACAGGCAAAAUUUCCUUUAAAAAUCUAAAGCGCGUUAUCAGUGAACUCGGAGAAGAUAUAUCUGAUGAAGAACUUCAGGAAAUGAUAGAGGAUGCUGAUCUUGAUGGUGACGGAGAAAUAAAUCAACAAGAAUUCUUGAGAAUUAUGAAAAAAUCCAAUUUAUAUUAAUUGUUUUGUUAUUUCAACAUCACCCCAAAAGACUCUUUAAAAAUCAACUUAUCUUAUUUAAUGAUGUAUGAAUUGGAGGACACCAUGUUUCAUUCUUACAUUAUUUUUAAAUUUAUAGAUUCAAGUCUGGUUAUGUAGAAAAAAUUAUAUGUAUAUGUACUGAAGCCAGUAAAAGAAACAGUUGCUGUACACUGAACACUUAGAAAUCAAAUCAAAAAUCAAU
Heteronotia binoei (common prickly gecko) is the source of this 1192-nucleotide messenger RNA. RefSeq lists its product as uncharacterized. NCBI's taxonomy places the organism in Eukaryota, Metazoa, Chordata, Lepidosauria, Squamata, Gekkonidae. Gene Ontology annotation, biological process: centriole replication; mitotic cell cycle. The transcript has 6 exons. Gene Ontology annotation, cellular component: centriole; centrosome. Gene Ontology annotation, molecular function: calcium ion binding. The coding region runs from base 448 to 969 and encodes 173 amino acids. The record is from RefSeq and is a predicted model, not a curated record.